AUGCCCCAGGCGGCCGCUCUUGGCACCCUGGUGCUACUGUUGCUGCUACCGCUGCCCCGCGGUGCUGAAGUGACUGGGGACCACUCGAAUGUCGCCUUGGACUACGGAGCCUUUGAAGGCGAGGAGGGCACGGAGCAGCAGCUGCAUUACCACGACCCCUGCAAAGCUGCUGUCUUCUGGGGAGAUAUUGCCUUGGAUGAGGAUGAUCUCAAGUUAUUUCACAUCGACAAGGCUGAAGACUGGACCAAGACACCCAUGGAAAAAAUGGGACACGACACUGGUGGCCUUGAGGAGACAUCUGUAAUGUGGCCAAACGAUACAGCUUCUAAUACCAGCAUCCAGGUGCCAAGAAAGGAUGGCAAGGAUGGCACCCCAUUUCUGCCUGGCCCUGGGACCUCAAACACCACCACAGCGAAGACCUUCUCUGCUCGGGUCAGAAGAGCUACAACAUCAAGGGCAGAGCGGAUCUGGCCUGGAGGGGUCAUUCCUUAUGUCAUCGGAGGGAACUUUACUGGCACCCAGAGGGCCAUUUUCAAACAGGCCAUGAGGCACUGGGAGAAGCACACCUGUGUGACCUUCGUAGAGAGGACAGAUGAGGAAAGCUUCAUUGUCUUCAGUUACAGGACCUGUGGUUGUUGUUCCUACGUGGGACGCCGAGGAGGUGGCCCACAGGCUAUAUCCAUCGGGAAAAACUGUGACAAGUUUGGCAUUGUGGCUCACGAACUGGGCCAUGUGGUUGGGUUCUGGCAUGAACACACUCGGCCAGACAGAGACCAGCAUGUCACCAUCAUCAGAGAAAACAUCCAGCCAGGUCAGGAGUAUAAUUUCUUAAAAAUGGAAGCUGGCGAGGUGAGCUCUCUGGGAGAGACCUACGACUUCGACAGCAUCAUGCACUAUGCCCGGAACACCUUCUCAAGAGGAGUUUUCUUAGACACCAUCCUCCCCCGUCGUGACGACAAUGGCGUCAGGCCAACCAUUGGCCAACGCGUGCGGCUCAGUCAGGGAGAUAUAGCUCAAGCCAGGAAGCUGUACAAAUGCCCAGCGUGUGGGGAGACACUACAGGACACAACAGGAAACUUUUCGGCACCUGGUUUCCCAAAUGGCUACCCCUCCUAUUCCCACUGUGUUUGGAGGAUCUCUGUCACCCCAGGGGAAAAGAUCAUCCUAAAUUUCACCUCCAUGGAUUUGUUUAAGAGCCGCCUGUGCUGGUAUGAUUACGUGGAAAUCCGGGAUGGUUACUGGAGAAAGGCCCCCCUGUUGGGGAGGUUUUGUGGCGAUAAGAUACCUGAGCCCCUUGUCUCCUCAGACAGCCGACUCUGGGUGGAGUUCCGUAGCAGCAGCAGCAUCGUGGGCAAGGGCUUUUUUGCUGUAUAUGAAGCCAUGUGUGGGGGAGACAUAACCAAAGAUGCAGGCCAGAUUCAAUCUCCCAACUACCCUGACGACUACAGGCCUUCCAAGGAGUGUGUGUGGAGGAUCACGGUGUCGGACGGGUUUCACGUGGGGCUUACCUUCCAGUCCUUUGAGAUCGAAAGGCAUGACAGUUGUGCAUAUGACUAUUUGGAAAUCCGAGAUGGUCCCACAGAGGAGAGCACCCUGAUUGGCCACUUCUGUGGCUAUGAGAAGCCAGAGGCCGUGAAAUCCAGUGCCAACCGACUGUGGGUGAAGUUUGUGUCCGAUGGCUCCAUCAAUAAAGCUGGCUUUGCAGCCAAUUUCUUCAAGGAGGUGGAUGAGUGCUCCUGGCCAGACCAUGGUGGGUGUGAGCAGCGCUGUGUAAACACACUCGGCAGCUACACGUGUGCCUGUGACCCUGGCUACGAGCUGGCUGCCGACAAGAAGACAUGUGAAGUGGCCUGUGGUGGAUUCAUUACCAAGCUGAAUGGCACCAUCACCAGCCCUGGAUGGCCGAAGGAGUACCCCACAAACAAGAACUGUGUCUGGCAGGUGGUGGCCCCCAUGCAGUACCGCAUCUCCCUGCAGUUCGAAGCCUUUGAGCUGGAAGGCAAUGACGUCUGUAAGUAUGACUUCGUAGAGGUGCGCAGCGGCCUGUCCCCAGAUGCCAAGCUUCAUGGCAAGUUCUGUGGCUCUGAGACCCCGGAGGUCAUCACAUCACAGAGCAACAACAUGCGCGUGGAGUUCAAGUCUGACAACACCGUCUCGAAGCGAGGCUUCAGAGCUCACUUCUUCUCAGACAAAGACGAGUGUGCCAAAGACAAUGGCGGCUGCCAGCAGGAGUGUAUCAACACGUUUGGGAGCUACCUGUGCAGAUGCAGGAACGGGUACCGGCUGCACGAGAACGGACACGACUGUAAAGAGGCUGGCUGUGCAUACAGGAUCAGCAAUGCAGAGGGGACCCUGAGGAGCCCCAACUGGCCUGACAAAUAUCCCAGCCGGAAGGAGUGUACCUGGAACAUUUCAUCAACCGCGGGCCACAGGGUGAAAAUUACAUUUAGUGAAUUUGAGAUUGAGCAGCAUCAGGAAUGUGCCUACGACCACCUGGAACUGUACGACGGGACGGACAGCUUGGCCCCCAUCCUCGGCCGCUUCUGUGGCAGCAGGAAGCCAGAUCCCGUGGUGGCUACAGGCAGCAGCCUGUUCCUCAGGUUUUAUUCAGAUGCCUCAGUGCAGAGGAAAGGCUUCCAGGCUGUGCACAGCACAGAGUGUGGGGGCAGGCUGAAGGCCGAAGUACAGACCAAAGAGCUCUAUUCCCAUGCCCAGUUUGGGGACAACAACUACCCGAGCCAGGCCCGCUGUGACUGGGUGAUAGUGGCAGAAGACGGUUAUGGCGUGGAGCUGGUAUUCCGGACCUUUGAAGUCGAGGAGGAAGCUGACUGUGGCUAUGAUUUCAUGGAGGCCUACGAUGGGUACGACAGCUCGGCACCCAGGCUCGGCAGAUUCUGUGGUUCAGGGCCGUUAGAGGAAAUCUACUCUGCAGGAGACUCACUGAUGAUUCGCUUCCACACGGAUGACACCAUCAACAAGAAAGGCUUUCACGCCCGAUAUACCAGCACCAAGUUCCAAGAUGCCUUGCACAUGAGGAAGUAGCACCUUGGUUCUGGAAAGAUAGGGAGACUAAGGAUGUUUCAAACACUUGUGAAUGAGCAGCCCCCAGUGUACAGUGUUUUUCUCCACAACAAAAACUCAAACUACAUUCUUGAAACUAUGUAUCUGGGUGAC
Grammomys surdaster is the source of this 3174-nucleotide messenger RNA. It is a transcript of the gene Tll2, whose product is annotated as tolloid like 2. Lineage: Eukaryota; Metazoa; Chordata; Mammalia; Rodentia; Muridae. Gene Ontology annotation, molecular function: metalloendopeptidase activity; serine-type endopeptidase activity; zinc ion binding. Bases 1 to 3042 code for a protein of 1013 amino acids. The transcript is spliced from 21 exons. The record is from RefSeq and is a predicted model, not a curated record. Gene Ontology annotation, biological process: proteolysis.